Monoraphidium neglectum is the source of this 447-nucleotide messenger RNA. RefSeq names its product betaine lipid synthase. The record is from RefSeq and is a predicted model, not a curated record. The transcript has 4 exons. Bases 1 to 447 code for a protein of 148 amino acids. Lineage: Eukaryota; Viridiplantae; Chlorophyta; Chlorophyceae; Sphaeropleales; Selenastraceae.
AUGGCGGAGUACCUGCCCCUGGACCGUUUCAAGGCGGUGUACGUGGUCGACCUCUGCCACUCCCUGUGCGAGCAGGCCAAGGCCAAAGCUGCGGCCAAGGGCUGGUCCAACGUGCGCGUGGUGGAGGCUGACGCGUGCGGCUUCAGGCCGCCAGAGGGGGAGGCCACGCUGGUCACCUUCUCAUACUCCCUGUCAAUGAUCCCGCCGUUCAUUGAUGCGGUGGACAACGCCACCAGCUGGCUGGCGCCGGACGGUUUGAUGGGGGUCACCGACUUCUUCGUCAGCGGCAGGUACGACGUCCCGAUGCGCCAGAUGUCAUGGGCGCGCCGCUUCUUCUGGCGCGGCGUGUUUGAUAUCGACAACAUCGACAUCGGCCCCGAGCGCAGGCAGUACCUCGAGACCAAGCUCGAGGUGGGGCCUCCUUCCGGGGCGCGGCCGCCAGUCUGA